This is a messenger RNA of Wyeomyia smithii (pitcher-plant mosquito), 1455 nucleotides long. It is a transcript of the gene RpL3, whose product is annotated as 60S ribosomal protein L3. Gene Ontology annotation, biological process: ribosomal large subunit assembly; translation. The transcript has 6 exons. NCBI's taxonomy places the organism in Eukaryota, Metazoa, Arthropoda, Insecta, Diptera, Culicidae. The record is from RefSeq and is a predicted model, not a curated record. Gene Ontology annotation, molecular function: structural constituent of ribosome; RNA binding. Gene Ontology annotation, cellular component: cytosolic large ribosomal subunit; ribosome. Bases 140 to 1387 code for a protein of 415 amino acids.
UUGUUCGGUUUUCGGUUGUGAAUGUUUCGGACUAUAGGUUCUAGUCCGUCAUUCUUUUAGGGUGUUCGGGCAUGGUUUUUCGUUCAUCCAUCUUUUCCGUGUCGAUACCUCUUGCGAGUUACACGUGUUCGUAGACAAAAUGUCUCAUCGUAAGUUCUCUGCGCCACGUCAUGGCUCCAUGGCGUUCUAUCCAAAAAAACGUGCUUCUCGGCAUCAAGGACGUAUAAAGGCAUUCCCGAAAGACGAUCCAUCGAAACCAGUGCAUUUAACUGCUUUCCUUGCAUAUAAAGCUGGUAUGACGCACAUUGUGCGAGAGGCGGAGCGCCCCGGAUCAAAGAUUAACAAAAAGGAAGUGGUUGAAGCUGUUACUAUUUUGGAAACACCGCCCAUUGCAAUUGUAGGAGCCGUUGGUUAUAUUGAGACUCCCUUCGGACCACGUGCUUUGUGUAAUGUCUGGGCUCAGCAUCUAUCGGAAGAAUGCCGCCGUCGCUUCUAUAAGAAUUGGCAUGCGAGCAAGAAGAAGGCUUUUACGAAAGCCUCCAAGAAGUGGACCGACGAUCUAGGCAAGAAGUCUAUUGAGGACAACUUUAAGAAAAUGAUACGAUACUGCAAGUUUAUCCGCGUCAUCGCUCAUUCACAGAUUCGUCUUAUCAAGCAGGGUCAAAAGAAGGCUCACAUUAUCGAGAUACAGUUGAACGGUGGAACUAUUGAAGAUAAAGUCAACUGGGUAAAAAAUCAUCUGGAGAAACCGAUACCGGUCUCGCAAGUAUUUGCGCAGGAUGAAAUGAUUGAUUGUGUCGCCGUAACUAAGGGUAAAGGUUUCAAGGGAGUUACCAGCCGUUGGCACACCAAGAAACUUCCGCGCAAAACGCACAAAGGUUUGCGCAAAGUAGCUUGUAUUGGUGCUUGGCAUCCAUCCCGUGUCGCCUUCACUGUUGCUCGUGCUGGUCAGAAAGGUUAUCACCAUCGUACCGAAAUUAACAAGAAGAUCUAUCGUAUUGGAGCAGGAAUUCACACUAAGGAUGGAAAGAUCAUCAAAAAUAGUGCAGCAACCGAAUAUGAUCUAACGGAUAAAUCGAUUACACCAAUGGGUGGCUUCCCAUUUUACGGUGAGAUCAACAACGAUUUUCUCAUGAUCAAAGGAUGCUGUAUCGGGGCCAAGCGGCGUGUUAUUACGCUGCGCAAAUCGCUGUUGGUACAUACUAAGCGUUCUGCACUGGAACAAAUCAAUCUUAAAUUCAUCGACACCUCUUCCAAAAUUGGACACGGUCGUUUCCAGACACCAGCAGAUAAACGUGCCUACUACGGUGUCCUUAAGAAAGAUCGUAUCCGCGAGGAAAAGGCCCAGGCUGCUUCAGCUGCAGCAGCUGCAAAAUCUUCAGCUUAGGCUAGAUACAUUCAACAUUUGUAUUUGCAUAGCCAUUAAUACAUUUGCCUGUACAUGCAGCAUUAAAA